CUCGCAUUGACUUAAUGUAGAUAAAUUCAAUAUAUUGUUAGUGUUUUAGUGUUAGAAAUGACGUGGUCACCGCCAGACAUUACUCCAGCAUGCUCAGAUGCCCAUGCGCAUCUAACUCAGUGCUCUCAAACUGGGUACAUGUUUUUGGCUUUAGUGGCGCGAUUAUUUGGGAAGUCAUCCAAUCAUCAAUAUACAAAAGUUAACCCUUAUUCCAAUCAACCUUCAUAUGAGUCAAUACCUUAUUAUUCAGGCCAUUCGAGUUUCUACUCUCAACCCCCGUAUGUUGGGUCUAAAUUCAGUUACGGCAAUGAUUUUCCAAAAUUUAAUUUUGAAGAUGAUUCUUUAACGCACUAUGGAUCAAAGGAUUUUGACUAUAAUAGAGGAAGUAAUUAUGAUUUAGACGGUGCUCAUUCUGAAGUUAUUAAAAAAGAAGAAGAUAAGGAUAGUGGAAAGAGUAGCAGAAAGAAGAGACAUGUAUACGCUUAUGAUUUUAUUAUUGUUGGUGCUGGUUCUGCUGGCUGUGUUCUGGCUAAUCGGCUGUCUGAAGUAAAAAGAUGGAAGAUAUUGCUUUUAGAAGCAGGUCCCGAGGAGCCAGAUGUCACAAUGGUGCCAGCGUUCGCCCCAACGUUAGGACGGUCCAGUAUUGAUUGGAUGUACACAACGCAACCGGAAAAAUUGACCUGUCGAGCGCAGAGAGGGCAAACUUGUUCGUGGUUCAGAGGUAAAACCAUGGGAGGUUCGAGCGCUAUCAACUAUUUGGUGUACAUGAGAGGAAACAAACUGGACUAUGACAGCUGGGCAGAAGAAGGCAACACUGGUUGGAGUUACAGAGAAGUUCUACCAUACUUCAAAAAGUCCGAAAAUAAUAGAGAUAUAGAGGCCCAUGAUACAUAUUAUCACAAUGUUGGUGGACCACUUAAUGUAGAAAGAUUUUCAUACGUUGACGAUAAUACAAUGCUUCUAGUUCAGUCAUUUAAAGAAAAAGGCUACCCUAUUACAGAUGUAACAAAAGCGAAUAACAUAGGUACAGAUAUUGCCCUAUCAACAUCUAAAGAUGGGAAACGACAAUCUACAAACAUUGCUUUCAUUGAACCUAUACGCCACCGACCAAAUUUAGAUAUUAUCACAAAUGCCUUUGCCACCAAAAUAAUAAUUGAUCCUGUAACAAAAGUAGCUCAUGGCGUGGAAUAUUAUAAAAAUGGAGUUCAUCAUAAAGUUUUUGCAAAAAAGGAAAUCAUCGUAAGCUCUGGUGCAUUAAACUCCCCAAAACUCCUAAUGCUCUCAGGAAUAGGCCCAAAAGAACAAUUAGAAAGCCUUAACAUUCCUGUACUAGCUGAUUUAAAAGUAGGUCAUAAUUUACAGGAUCAUGUCACUACAGAUGCUUUUAUUGUAUCAUUAUCGAAUAAGACUUCAACUCUUGUGAAUAGGGAUCAACUUCUUAGUGAAGUAUAUAACUAUCACGGACAACACUACAAAAAGCAUGGGCCUUUAUCGACAACUGCUACUUUGAAUAGUGUUGCUUUCAUUAAAACUAGUUACGUCAGAGAAAAUGCGCCAGAUAUCCAAUUUCAUUUUGACGGAAGGAAUGUUCAAGAGUACUAUGCAGAUCCUGCUAAUUAUAUGGCAACUAAUGUGCUACCCACAUCAUUCUAUAAUGGCAUUGCAGUUCGCCCAUUACUUCUUAUUCCAAAAAGUAGAGGUGUUGUAUUAUUGAAUAUAACAGAUCCUGUUUUCGGUCAACCCUUGAUUUAUUCUGGAUUCUUCCAAGUUCAAGAAGACAUGGAUAGACUUGUAGAGAGUAUGCAAUUUGCCCUUACUUUAGAAGAAACCGAUGCAUUUAAAUCUGCAGGAGCAAGCUUUGUAAGAAUUCCAGUUGGAGCUUGUUCUCUUUACAUAUGGGGAUCUUAUGAUUAUUUCGCAUGCCUGCUCACACAUUACACAACAACCAUUUAUCAUCCAGUUGGCACUUGCAAAAUGGGACCUUCUUGGGAUAAUUAUGCUGUCGUUGAUCCACGGUUACGUGUGUAUGGUAUUAAAAAUUUGAGAGUUAUUGAUGCAUCUAAUAUGCCCACGAUUGUACGUGGUAACACAAAUGCACCAACUAUCAUGAUAGCAGAAAAAGGAAGUGAUAUGAUCAAGGAAGAUUGGAUUGCCAAAUUCCAUAAAAAUUAAAUAAUUUUAAAACUUUAUAAAAAAGCCAUAAAUGUAAAUAGAGCCAUUGUCAAUAUUCAAUACCAAUACACCUCUAAUUAUCGGUUUUGAUAAAAAUAAAUAUAAUUUAUACAG
Messenger RNA from Leptidea sinapis, 2286 nucleotides. RefSeq names its product glucose dehydrogenase [FAD, quinone]-like. Gene Ontology annotation, molecular function: oxidoreductase activity, acting on CH-OH group of donors; flavin adenine dinucleotide binding. NCBI's taxonomy places the organism in Eukaryota, Metazoa, Arthropoda, Insecta, Lepidoptera, Pieridae. Bases 58 to 2172 code for a protein of 704 amino acids. The transcript has 4 exons. The record is from RefSeq and is a predicted model, not a curated record.